This is a messenger RNA of Coccomyxa subellipsoidea C-169, 8118 nucleotides long. RefSeq lists its product as hypothetical. The coding region runs from base 1 to 8118 and encodes 2705 amino acids. Gene Ontology annotation, cellular component: chromatin; nucleus. Gene Ontology annotation, molecular function: ATP hydrolysis activity; DNA binding; ATP-dependent chromatin remodeler activity. The record is from RefSeq and is a predicted model, not a curated record. The transcript has 40 exons. Gene Ontology annotation, biological process: negative regulation of transcription by RNA polymerase II; chromatin remodeling. NCBI's taxonomy places the organism in Eukaryota, Viridiplantae, Chlorophyta, Trebouxiophyceae, Coccomyxaceae.
AUGGGUGCAGUGCCUUUCAAGCUGCGAGAUGAGGACAUCCCAGACGACUGGUCUUGUUCCCAGAACAUCUGGGACAGCGAUCACGCUUCCUGUAGUGUUCCACAAGCUCUUACUGACGAGGAGAUCGAUGAAAUUCUGGCCCUGCAGGAAGCCGUGUAUGAUGCAGCAGAAGCUGCUGCGAUGCCGGUCACCAACCAUCUUCCAGCAGAAGUGGCCAUGGAAGUGGCAUAUGAAGCAAAGGCCAGCCCAGUAGAUGAGGCCUACGGCGAUGAGGACUACACACUGGGUGGCAAGAUGGCCUAUCCGGGCUCGUCCACACCACGGGGCAGCCGCGGGAACGCCUUCUUCCGCAGGGGCGGAGGCCGUGCCAACAACCGCGUGCCCAUGCGCGGGGCCAACCGCUCGCGCGGCCGUGGCAAGCGGCCGAGCAAUGGCGACAGCAGCGGCGGCGAAAGCGACGGGGGUGGCUAUGGACCAGGCAUGGACGCCAUCAGCAACGGCAAUGGCGGCCGCGGGGGCCGACGGCGCACUAACCAGAGGCCUGUGGGCAGCGCCCAAUUGGCGGGCCGGGGUCGGGGCGGCAAUCGCGGGCGGGGCGCCGGCCGUGCGCGCGGCCGCAUCGGCCGGGGCCUCAGCCAAGCUGCUGAGGCGCUGCUGGGCAUGGGCGGCGAGUACGAUCAAGAUGAGGCCAUGACGGAUGUGGUGAUUUCCGAGGACGACGACGCGAUGUACGCAGUGGAGCCCGCCAGCGCGUAUCCUGCCGGGUCCUUCCGGCCGGGGCGAGUGAUCUGGGCCAAGGUGGAGGGGCACGACUGGUGGCCAGCACGCGUCGUCCGGCGCAGAGCCGUGCCGCGCGAGGUUGGGCCCCCGCCCGGGGGCCCCUCGCGUGUGCGCACCCACAUCCCCGUCGUCUUCUUUACAGCCAAGGGCAUUCCCGGCGAAGUGGGCGAUGACGCACACAAGCUCAGAGGCAACCCGGCAGGCGUGGACACAGAGGAAGCCGAGUAUGCGUGGCUCCCCAUCUACUGCCUGAAGCCCUUUGAGAAGGGCGACGCAGCCAAGCACGCCGUCCGGGAGGGUCAGACCGGCGAGGAUGUGAACCUGAGCGCCUGCGUGGCAGCUGCCGAAAGGGCGCUGGCCAGCAUCCUGGAGCUGCAGUACAGGCGAGCCGAGGCGCGGGGACCUGAUGAGGACGAGCCGGACAGCACUGCCGAGAGCGACUCUGACGGAGGCUGGGGAGGUCCUCCUAGACAGAUUGAGUCGGCGGCAACUCGCAGCCGGGGUCGCGGCGGCCGCGGUCGGCGGGGACGGGGGCGCGGCGGACGGCGGGGCGGCCGGGGCAGCCGGCGCGGCUCGCGCGGCUUUGACGACGACGGCAGUGGCUCCGAGUCGGACCUGCCGGCCUCGCAGCAGGGCGAUCCUUACCAGACAGGCGCUGCCGAUGCCCUGCCGGGCCAGGCCGCCGCACCUCUGAAGAUGAGCGUCGAGCAGAUCUACGGCUGGAGAUGGCCGGCCGCAGAGGAGCCCGCUCCCGACAGGCACGCAUUCAGGCCGAAGGAGGAGCAGGGUGACGAGGAGCCUAAGGCCGAGGAGAAGCAGGAGGAGGGGGAUGGCAAUGAGAGCGGCCUGGACGAGCUCAUGCUACUGGCAGGCUCGCGCCGGCUGUCUGAAGAGCCGGACAGGGCGGGAGACGGGGAGGCUGGCGGCACACCACAGCGCGAGGGCCCCACCGAGGAGGAGCCUCAGUCCAGGGACGAAGAUGAGGACAUGGCGCAGGAGGAGGCCGACGCCGUUGCAGCGCUCAUGGCUGCCGCAUCAGGUGACAUCCGCAGCGAGGCGGCUGCGGACGCAGAUGACCAGUCACCUCCAGAGCCAGUGCGGGAGGCGGAUUUCCUGGUAAAGUGGGUGGGCAAGUCACACGCGCACAACGAGUGGGUGGCUGAGUCGGUGCUGGCGCGGCUGGCCAAGCGCAAGCUGGCCAACUUCAAGCGCCGCCACGGCGCGCAGCCCUGCUGCCUGGCCGAGGACUGCUGGUCCAUCCCCGAGCGCCUCGUCGCACGGCGUCCCUCCCCAGUCGGCCCCGGCUGGGAGGUCCUCGCCAAAUGGACCGGCCUCGGCUACGAGCACAGCACCUGGGAGGCGGAGGGAGAGGGCGUUUUGUUGCUUCCGGAGUACCAGCCGCUGCACCAGGGGCUAUGGUCGCGCCAAAGCGCGGCGCUGGAGCGGGCCUCGCCAGCCGCCACCGCCGCCGCGGCCGAGGCGCGCGAAGCCGCCGCCAAGGACCUCCAAGAUUUUCCCGACCAGCCCUCCUGGGUGUGUGGAGGGCGCCUGCACAAGCACCAGCUGGCGGCUGUCAACACGCUGCGCCAGCGCUGGGCGGGGGCCGGCACCCUGCUGCUUGCGGAUGACUCGGGACUGGGCAAGAGCACCUCCUUCAUCGCCUUUAUUCAGUCCCUGCGGCGGGAGCUGAAGCAGGCAGGACCGGUGCUGGUGGUGGCGCCGUCGAGCCACGUGGACAACUGGGCGAGCAACUGGGAGUUCUGGGCGGAGCCGGGCACCAACGUGGUGUCCUACAUGGGCAUGUCGGCCGCGCGCACGCUCAUCCACGACCACGAGCUGUGGCUGUCGCCCGAGUCGCUGGACAGCAAGUCCAGCUUCUGGCUCAAGCAGGGCCUGCCCUCCAGGGUGGCCAAGCCGGACGUGGUGGUGGCGAGCUACGAGGCGCUGGUGAGCGACGCGGCGUCGCUGCGGGCACUGCCGUGGGACGUGAUCGCCAUCGACGAGCGCACGCGGCAGCAGUCCACGCUGCUGCGCGCAUACCAGGCCCUCUCCGCCUUCGACUCCCGCUCCCGCGCCAUCGUCGCCCACCCCAGCCUCCUCAACUCGGGGUCUGUGGAAAAGCUGAAGCAGGCAGUGGGCUUCCUGGAGGAUGCGCAGGACGUCGGCGAGCUGCUGGACGCCGACUUUGACGAAAUGGAGGAGAUGCAGCAGGUGGAGCUGCUGCGGGGGUGGGUGCGCGGGCGGGCGCUGAGCCGCAGCAAGGCGGAUGCCGGCCUGGCGGUGCGCGGCGGCUGCGAGGCGCGCGUGCCGCUGCAGCUGUCGGAGGCGCAGCUGGAGUGCUACCGCGACGUCCUCGCGCGCCGUUUCGACGUUCUAGCCGACCCGAAGCGGCCGCGGCACUCUGCGCAGCGCACCUCUGAAAUGCGCGCCCUCUGCGCCGAGCUGCGCAAGGUGUGCAACCACCCGUACCUGCUGCACCACACGCGGCCGGAGGAGGAGGAGGACUGCGAGGUGGUGGGCGUCUCCACCAAGUGGCAGCUGCUGGACCGCCUCGUGCCGCGCCUGCAUGCGCGCUCCCACCGCAUCGUGCUCCUCUCCCAGAGCCCCAAGGCCCUCGACCUCGUCCAGGAGUGGGCGACGGCAAAGUGGGGCGCGGAGUGCUACGAGAGGAUAGACAACAGCGUGCCAGCCGCGCAGCGCCACGCAACCGUGCAGCGGUUCAAUGAGGAGGGCAGCAAAGCGUUUCUGUUCCUGCUGUCGGCGCGCGCGUGCGGCCUUGGCAUAGACCUGCCCACAAUCAGCGCGAUCAUCAUCCUGGAUUCCGACUGGAAUGCCAAGGCGGACGUGCAGGCGCUCAGCCGCGCGCACCUGCUGGGUCCCCCGGCCGGCGCGGGCGGACCCUUGCGGCUGCUGCGCCUGUUCAUGCGCAACAGCGUUGAGGAGAAGAUCCUCACCCUGGCCGAGCGCAAGGGCGGCAUCGCCGCCGCCUUCCGGCCCGGCUCUGCCGGCGGGAACGGGGCUUCUGCGAGGGGACCAUGGCUACUGGAAGAAAUCUUGCGAUGGGGCACAUCGACGCUCUUCAACCCACACCCAGCGCAUCCCCCGCACCAUUCCCAGGACAAUCAUCCUCCUCCAGGGGAGGCGCCCAAGCCUGACCCCAAGCCAGAGUCAGGAGCUGCAGAACAGCCUGCUGCAAUGGAGACUGACGGGGAAGCAAAGCCAGCUGACCGAGCCGCCGAAGGAGACAAGGGCAGCAAUGCAGAUAGCACCCCGGAGGCAGGGCAAAGCAGUAAGGAGGAGCCGGCCCCAGUGAUGAACGAGGCUGCGGCGUACACCGAUAAAGCGCUGGAUGCCCUCAUCCGCUGGGGAACCUGCGCAGCAGGCGAGGACGCCAGCUCAGGCUCCUCCGAUAAGGCGGAUGUGGCAGGCAAAUCAGAGCAGAGCUCUACUGAUGGCAAGGCAGAGCCUCAGGCAGCCCCCAGCACACUGUCAGGUCCCGGGCUGGAGGAAGUGGUCGUCCGGCAGUGGAGCAGCCAGGACACCUCGUCCUACGGCUCAGCAGGCGAAGACGAGGAUGAGGAGGAUGACGGCGAGACUGAUGACGGGGAUGCCACGCGCUAUACCGGCGCGGCGUCCGCGGCCACCUACUGGGACGCGCUGCUGCGGCAGCACUGGGAGCAGCUGGAGAAGGAGGAGGGCGCUGCCCAGGGGCGGCUGGAGAGCAGCGCGCAGAGCUAUGGGGAGGAGGGCGAGGAUGGAACGCUGGAUGCCACGGCAGGGCUGGACCUGGGCAGCGCACGGGGGUCGGAGGAGGUGCCAAGCGUGGGGCGCGGGCGGCUGCCGAGCCGGCGAGGUGAGCUGCUGGGCAAACGCGAGCGGCGCAAGCGGCGCAUGGACGACGCUGACGAGGACGACCUCAACUCCCUCGACGAACCCCCCGAGGCCACCAAGAAGCGCCGCCGCGCAGGCAUGGAGACGCCGACGGCGGUGGUCGGCGGUGCGGAGGCGCGGCUGAUGAAGCGGGAGUGGGCGCGGUACGAGGGCAUGCUGGGCGCCAUCGGCGACCCCUCUACUCCUGAGUCCUACGUCGCCAAGCGCGCCCACAAGCGCCUCGCCCAGCUCGCCGCCGACCUUAAGCUCUCCUCCAUGGGCGUCGUGGAGCUUGCCAACCAGGCGGCAGAGGUGCUGCUGAUGAUGCGGCCGGAGGGGGAGGCCUCGAGCGACUUCCAGGAGUACACGCUCGUGGCGCUCUUCUCCCUGGCCGCCCACCUGGCCGGCGGCGUGGCCGCAGAGACCGCCUCCCUGCCCGCGAUGGCCCGCUACUACAAGCAGGACCUUGACGUGCUGCAGCAGGUGUACGACUACAUCAUGCAGAGCCUGGCCAAGUACCGCAACAUGUACAUGGACGUGGCUGCGCUCAUGCGCAGCGGCCAGCCGGCUCCGGACCUGCACGCGCACCACGACUUGCUCGCCUCCCACCUGCCGGCCAGCGCCCAGGGGCUGGGCCGGGACGGCUAUGGCGCAGACGCGGCCCACGACCCGCGCAACUCAGAGGACACAUUCAACCUGAAGCUGAAGACCAUCGUCAACGCCGACUACACCGAGCUCGCGCUCGCCGCCGGGCCGCUCGACAUUGCCGGCCAGGUGCCGAUGCUGCCGCUGCCGCCGCCGCACGUGGAGCGGAGUGCGGCGCUGCUGGGCGAGUACGAGUCGGUGGCGCGGCAGAUCCGCCAGUCCUGCCACCAGGUCGCCCUCCUCGACCGCAUCCACUCCAUCAAGGUGAAGCAGAUACAGGAGGAGUACCAGGCGUACAUGGAGGGCGUGCGCGCGACGGCGCAAGGCGCCAUAGACCAGGCCAACGCGCUGUUCCAGGCGCUGCGCCAGGACGCCACCCACACCCUCGACAACGCCAUCCACUACCUCCAGUCCCGAUUCUUCGCCAUGCAGGGUCGGCCAGGAGAGGCAGCCAACGGCGCGGUGGCAGGAGAGGGCGCAGGGGAUGCCGGCGCAGACAAGGCAGGUGCCAUGCCGUCCUACAGCGCAGGGGUGGGGCAGCUUCAACGGGCUGAGGAGGACGCUGCGCGCCAGGUCACCAACCUCGCCGGCCUCAACCCGCAGCAGUACUGGGCGCCGCUGGUGGCCAAGUCAGGUGGAAUGGCGGACGCGACGACGCAGGCGGGCGGCUUUGCGGGCGGCCAGGGCCUCGCGACCAGCACGGCGGUGGCGGCCGGCAGCCAACGGUCCCCCACCUUCCGGGCCCCCCUGCCUGCCCAGGCCAAACCUCAGGGCCAGGUAGCCGGGGCGCCGGCGAAGGGCCCGACGACGGGGGCGGUGGGAGGCGGCCCCGGCUGGUCGUUUCCGCCAUUCUCCACGCCGCUCUCUGGCACCUCCGGCUUCGGCAGCCAUCAGAAUUUCCUGCAGCCGCCCUCCGCCGCCCCUCUGCAGCAGCAGGUGGUGCUGGCGCGACAGCUGGCGAACCAGCCGUCGCAGCUGCCCCUGCAGCGGCUGACGUCGGAGCAGAUGCAGCAGCUGCAGCUGCAGGUCCAGGACCACCACCAGCGCCAACGCCAGGGGGCCCCGAACAGCGUGCAGACGGGCGCAGGUGGCGGCCUGAGCACGCCGGAGCAGUCGUGGAUACAGGGCUACAACCAGCUCAUAGACAGCGCUGCAGCCCGGCCCGCCGCAGACCCCCGCUUCGGCUUUGGUAACCUCUCGCAGCUGCAUGCACAGGCCCAGGAGGCGCAGCAGCAGCAGGAGAGCCAGGCGGCAAAGGAUGCAGCGCUGUCCGGCAGCACCGGCCUGGACCUGGCAUCGCUCAGCAGGAUAGCUGUCAAGCCUGCAUCGGCAGCUGCUCCCCCUGUCCAGCAGCAGCCUCUGCAGCAACAGCAGCACCAGCAGCAGUUGGGUGCCCUGGCUGCCUCCUCGGCCCAGGAGUCCCAGGCAAUGGCCGCCCUGUACGCCGGCAUGGCCACGAGCCAGGCGCUGGCGGCCAGCAUGGCGGGUCCUAGUGCGCGGCCGAUGGCCCCCCAGUCUGUGAUGCUGCCAGGCCAGCAGCAGGCGGCCAGCAGCAACGGCUCUGCCCUGGCCACGCCCCCCACAGGCGACCAGUCCAACGUUCGUGUGGACCCCCUCGGCCGCCCCACCUCCAUCGACAAGGAGCACCAGGUGCUGCUGGAGGCGACGGCGAAGGGCAGCUUUGGGGCGCGCAUGCCGCGGAACCAGCCGUCGGCGAUGCUGCAGUCAGGCAUAAUGCGCGGCGCCGGCGGCCACCUGCAUGCCGACCCGGGCGCCCACCGCGGCCGAACCCACCCGGGCCCCGUCCCCCACCCCAAGCCCAUCGCCACCGGCGCGAGGGGACCCAUGCGUGGCAGGAUGGACGGCGCCGGCGAGUUCUCUCCGCACAGCGCAACGGCGCGCGACUCUGCAACCUCGCGUGACGCCGUCGCAGCCGCCUUUGCUGGCGGAGCCUACGACGGCUGGAAAGCCGCUGCGCCGCCGGCUGGCCUGCCCCAGCAGCAGCAGCAGCCGCGGAUGGGCACGAACCCAGCGCUGGCGGCGGCGCUGCAGAUGGAGAGCGCUGCGCAGAUGGCCGGCAGCCCCAGCAUGGCAAACUCGCGCUCACCCUCCCCUUCUGCCCAGCAGGUGCAGGGGUCGGAGCGACUGGGGCUGGCGGCGCAGCAGCGCGUGGCAAAGGCGGUGGUGCAGACCGGGGAGCGGCCGGACUUUGAGCGCGCGACGUCCAGCGGCGCUCCCGCGCGGCCGGGGCCCAUCACCAGCGGCGUCCCCCAGCACCGCCUGGACCAGCCCGCCUUCCGCAUCAGCGCCCCCUUCCUCGACGCCCCCCUUCCCGUCCCCGCCCAGGAGUACCAGGGGCCGCGGAAGACCUCUUCGCCGGCGACGGUGACAGUGCAGCUGGCGCAGGCGUCCGUGCCCAUCGCCGCUCCGCCGCCGCAGCGCCAGCUGCAGCAGCCGCCGCCCCGGCCCGAUGCCGCGCCACAGCCGCAGCCGCAACUGCAUCCGCUGCCGGCGGAGCAGGCGGCGCUCGACUGGGGGCGGCUGCCCGCAGAGGCGGUCGCAGCGGCCAAUAUGGCGCGCGCCGCAGAGAGCGCGGCGGCGGCGGCGCCGCGGCCGCAGGCGCAGCCGAGCUUCAUGGAGCAGCUCGCGCUGGCCGACCAGGGCGUCGAUGCGCCGAUGGCCGCCCCCGGCCAUCCGGGCGCGCAUCCUCCGAGCGCGGCCGAGCGGCCCAGAAAUGAGGGGCUCCCUCAGCGGCCCGAUGCGCCAGGCGCGCAGUUGCCUGACCUGGCUGUCCAGCAGCAGCAGCAAUCGCAGCACUUCUAA